This is a messenger RNA of Leptomonas pyrrhocoris, 909 nucleotides long. Its product is annotated as unspecified product. NCBI's taxonomy places the organism in Eukaryota, Euglenozoa, Kinetoplastea, Trypanosomatida, Trypanosomatidae. The record is from RefSeq and is a predicted model, not a curated record. The transcript has a single exon. The coding region runs from base 385 to 909 and encodes 174 amino acids.
AGCGACCAACGCGUGUGCUGCUGCGAGUUCACUCCUUCUUUGAUUUGCUGCUGACACGGAUACACGUUUCUCCCCGCGUUGCUUCGCAUCUCGUCACGAAAGGUCACUCUCACCACUGAAGAACAACGUGUGAGGGAAAACAAGAAAAGGAAACUAUAAACAAGAAAAGAAACGUAUAUCUUCAGAAGGCAACAAACAGCAGGCAUUGCUAUUUCAUUGUGCACAGAAAUACGCUUCUUUUUUUGUCUUGUUGAAGUCCCGUCCGACUCCUUUAUUUCUUCUCUUUCUACGAGUUCACGUAUCCCUGGUGCGCACCCUCGUCGGUUUGAGGUUUUCCUUCUCUAUCCUCUCUGUUACUCCGCCUGCUUCACUCUCGUCACCCGCAUGGCGACCAUUCCAUCUUGCGACGAGUACGCCGGGCAGAGCGUUAUCUCGACCACCGCCUACGGCGCGCUCUGCGUGGAGCCGGCCGCGCCGCAGAAUCAGUUCGUGUUCUACCUCCCCUCCGUCGCCACCUGGUUCAAGGACAACUGGUACGUGAUCUUCAUCGUCGCCCUCGUCGUCGUGCUGUGCGUGGUGGCCAUCGCCCUGCAGUGUAUUCGCUGGUCCCGCCGGCUGCGGCACCGCCACGAGCGGGAAUUACGGGAUAAGCGAGUUGGCGGGCUGCUGCGGAUGGUGAGCACGUCGUUUCGCGUGCCCGCUGCGUCUUCCGCGGCGCAGCCUCCUACAAGCAAGAACGACCGUGACACGUCUGUCAAGUCUCGCAGCACCACUACCACGACGACGACCAGCUCGCUGUCUUCAUCAGAUGAUGAUGAUGAUAGCAGCAGCCGUUCUUUUAGCGAAAGCAACAGCGGUGUGGAGGCGGCUGAUUUGUCCAACCGUGGGCAUCGUCAUCAUCCGAACUAA